AUGCCCUCAAUUCAAGAUCAAGGUGCUGGUACAGUUUCAUCAGCUAUCAGCUUACUCAAAACAAUAAUUGGUGCUGGUUUAUUAUCUAUGCCAUUGGCUUAUUCAACUGAUGGUACGAUUUUUGGAAGUUUUAUAAUAUUAAUUGCAGCUUUAACUUCAGGGUUUGGAUUAUUUUUACAAUGUUAUGUAUCAAAAUAUACAACUAUUGGUCAUGCAACUUUUUUCAACUUGUGUUCAAUUACUUAUCCACAAUUAUCAGUAAUAUUUGAUGUUGCAAUUGCUAUUCAAUGUUUUGGUUGUGCUGUUUCUUAUUUGAUUUUAAUUCGUGAUUUAAUGCCAACUAUUAUUACUAAUGUACCUUUCGUUGAUCCAAAACAUUACAAAGUGUUUUGGUUGUUUGUUUCCACAAUAUUGACUGUACCUUUAUCGUUUUUAAAAAACCUUGAUUCUUUAAAGUAUACUUCAAUUUUAGCAUUAGUUGCAAUAGCUUAUAUUUCAGUAUUGGUAGUAGCUCACUAUUUUGUUGGUGACAUUCCAAGAUCUGGGUUAAUUGAAUAUUUCCCAUCUAGUGCUACAAAAGUAUUUAGUACUUUUUCAAUUAUUGUUUUUGCAUUUACUGGUCAACAAAAUAUGUUUUCAAUUAUUAAUGAAGCAAAAAAUAAAUCUUUACCAAGUUUAGUUCAUUUGGUAAAUUUUGCAAUAAUUAUUUCAACUUUAUUGUUUAUUGUGGUUGGUUUAACUGGAUAUUUGACUUUUGGUUCAAGUGUUAAUGGUAAUAUUAUUUUGUCAUAUCCAAAUGGUGUCACAACUUGGAUUGGUAGAUUAAGUAUUGUUUUCAUGGUUGUUUUCUCAUUCCCAUUGAUGUUACAUCCAGCAAGAAUUUCAGUAAACAAUAUUUAUAAUUGGGCUAUACAAGAAGAAAACAAAUUAACUGAAGAAACUUCAUUACUUGAAAAUAACCAAGAAGAACAAGUAGAUUCAAGAAUUGUCCCAUUCCCAGAAAAGACCUUUUAUGCAAUCACAAUUGUGUUGUUGGUAGUUGGAUAUAUACUUGCAACAGUUAUAAAUUCAUUUGCUUUUAUUUUAGCUAUUGUUGGUGCUACCGGUUCAACUUCGAUUUCAUUUAUUUUACCCGGGUUAUUUGGGUACAAACUAAUUGGAUCAGAACUGGAUGAUCCAUCAACUUUGGAAAAAAUAUUUAAAAAUUUAUCAUUAGCUUUGGUGAUUUGGGGUGUUUUAGUAAUGAUUACUUGUUUAUAUAGUAGUAUAGUUUUAUAA
Molecule: messenger RNA, 1278 nt
Organism: Lodderomyces jiufengensis
Lineage: Eukaryota; Fungi; Ascomycota; Pichiomycetes; Serinales; Debaryomycetaceae
Gene: AVT7
Product: Avt7p
Exons: 1
Coding region: 1-1278 (425 amino acids)
Biological process (GO): amino acid transmembrane transport
Cellular component (GO): fungal-type vacuole membrane
Molecular function (GO): L-glutamate transmembrane transporter activity; L-tyrosine transmembrane transporter activity; L-arginine transmembrane transporter activity
Source: RefSeq, a predicted model, not a curated record